ACUUAAAUCGGUUUGUUAUACAGUAGGCACCUGUGUGUGAUCUUCAGAGACCGACACUUUGGAACAGAUGCACUUGUUUACCUGUUUGAGGAGGUGAUCCAGCGGAAGGAGAACUGUCAGAGAAUAAAAACAUAAAGCUGGUAAAUCUACUUCAGUGAUCUGGGUGAUGAUGGAUCCUGCAGCAAAGCAGAAAGUGAUUUACAUCACCUACCUCAUAGCGGCUCUGGAAAUCACCUGGAUGUUCCUCCAGUUCUCCAUAACACCGUAUUUGGCGAGGAGGCUCGGGUUCGACACUAUUUGGUUCGGGUAUCUGCAGACUACAGUCGGAGUGAUUCAGCUGCUUGGAGGCCCCAUUUAUGGAAGGUUUGCAGAUAUAUUCGGAGCCCGUGCUGCUCUUUCUGUGUCUUGUGGAGCAUCAGUCUUUUAUUUCCUACUGUUGACUGUGGCAGACAGCCCGUUUAUGCUUUUUGUGCAUAAACUACCUGCUGUUUUCAUGCACGCCCUACCAGGAGCUCAGAUGGUGGUAGCAGAUCUGUCAGAAAAGGAGAAACGUGCGGAGGCUCUUGGGAAACUGGGCCUCUGCUUUGGCAUUGGCAUGAUUGCAGGAUCAUCUCUUGGCGGGACCCUCAGCACACGCUUUGGUGAAAGGUUUGCAGCAUCUUUUGGGGCUGUCGGGAGUUUUGUUUCUUUGAUGUUGGUGUUGAACUUCAUUCCUAAACAGACAAAAACACAAACCACUCCGGAGAGUGACGAGAAGGGCUCAUCAAAGUCUGUGUUUAAUAUGGGGGAAAUCACUAGAUUGAUGAAGUUUCCAGGUGUUGCAAAGACUUUUACGGUGAAGAUUAUAUCUGGAUUGCCGACAGGUAUAUUUCAAGUUAUGUUUUCCAUCAUUGCCAUGAACUUCUUCCAACUGAAGGCAGAGCAGAAUGGCUAUUUGAUGGCUUACUUCGGUAUAGUGCAAAUGGUGAUCCAAGGGGCUGUAAUCGGGCGUCUGACGUCUAGCUUUUCAGAGAAUUCUUUACUGCUGCUAUCUGUUGGGGUUUCUAGUCUAGUGGGCCUUGCACAGGCAUUGAUGACAAAUGUGUUUCAGUUUUGCUUCAUCGUUAUACCAAUGAUGUUUUCUCUAAGUGUCUUCAAUGUCAUCACAGACAGCAUGCUGACCAAGAGUGUGUCUCCGGCUGACACAGGAACCAUGCUGGGUCUGUGUGCGUCGGUCCAGUCUCUUUUGCGCACUGUGGGCCCAACCAUUGGAGGAUUCCUCUACGAGACAUACGGUGUGCCAUCCUUCGGAUACAUCCAGUGUGUCAUCAACGCUGCUGUCUUUGGCCUCCUUCUAACCACUGGAGGGCGCUCACAGACACAUAGACCUUAAAAACUGUGAAAAGAGUUGUUUAUCAGUAUCUUGUUCCUCACCACAUUGUGUGAAAGAGGGCAGUUUAAAACAAACCAUGGGCAUUCAAACCUCCUCACACACUGCGAAGGAAUUUCGCAGCAAAUGACCCAGCUGAUGACGGUCUUGGAAACACUACAAAUGUCAUUGUUACUAUCAAAUUGCUCAUUAGCCUAUAUCUCAAGUCAGCUCAGGAUUGUUUUUGAUGAAAUUGAAAAUUGACUUUGCAUAUAAAUGUUUACGUAGGUCAGUGCAAAAGAGUGCAGUGAGGGUUUUAGCUACUUGUUUAAACAAUUCAAUAUACAGUUAGUUAUUCAUUCUAUUGCUGCUGGGGUCAGAUUAUGUCAUGUAAAAUGUCAUGCAGAAUUUAAAAUCUAUAAUCAGAUAUAAUUUUAUAUGAAACCCCUCAAAUGAUAUUACAAUAUUACAAUAAAUUUGGUCCUCUUGAUUGA
Danio rerio (zebrafish) is the source of this 1842-nucleotide messenger RNA. It is a transcript of the gene slc67a1, whose product is annotated as solute carrier family 67 member 1. Gene Ontology annotation, molecular function: transmembrane transporter activity. The record is from RefSeq and is marked validated. Gene Ontology annotation, biological process: transmembrane transport. Gene Ontology annotation, cellular component: apical plasma membrane. NCBI's taxonomy places the organism in Eukaryota, Metazoa, Chordata, Actinopteri, Cypriniformes, Danionidae.